Molecule: messenger RNA, 4518 nt
Organism: Miscanthus lutarioriparius
Lineage: Eukaryota; Viridiplantae; Streptophyta; Magnoliopsida; Poales; Poaceae
Source: the annotation of a GenBank genome assembly
AUGUCGCCUCCGCCGGCGGUGGCGACGGGCGGUUCCGGAGAACCCACGGUGCCGGCGUGGCUCCGCGGCCUCCCGCGCGCCCCGGAGUACCGCCCCACGGAGUCGGAGUUCGCCGACCCCAUCGCCUUCCUCUCCCGCGUGGAGCGCGAGGCCGCAGCCUACGGCAUCUGCAAGGUCAUCCCGCCCUACCCGCGCCCCUCCCGCCGCUUCGUCUUCGCGCACAUCAACCGCUCCCUCGUCUCCUCCUCUGAAGCCGCCGCCAACCCCACCACUGCCUCCGGCUCCUCCACCACUGGUCCCUCGCUGUCGGAACCCGCCGCUGUGUUCACGACCCGUCACCAGGAGCUUGGCACGCCGCGGCGUGGGCGCCCGCCUCCGCAGGUGCUCAAGCAGGUGUGGCAGAGCGGCGAGCUGUACACGCUCGACCAGUUUGAGGCCAAGUCCCGCGCCUUCUCCAAGAUCCACCUCGCUGGGCUUCGCGAGCCAACUCCACUAGAGGUGGAAUCCCUCUUCUGGAAGGCGUCGGCAGACCGGCCUAUCUAUAUCGAGUAUGCGAAUGACGUUCCGGGCUCUGGCUUUGCCGCCCCAAAACAGUCCCGGCGGCACAAGAAGCGGAGCCGAGAGAGCGAUCAGGUGGAAGAGGGGGAGAAAGGUUCUGGGUGGCGGCUGUCUGGAGGCCCAUGGAAUCUCCAGGCGAUUGCGCGGGCUCCUGGUUCGCUCACGCGAUUCAUGCCAGAUGAUGUUCCUGGGGUUACCUCGCCAAUGGUGUACAUCGGGAUGCUCUUUAGUUGGUUUGCAUGGCAUGUAGAAGAUCAUGAGUUGCACAGUCUCAACUUCCUUCACACCGGUGCUCCCAAGACAUGGUAUGCAGUCCCUGGGGACCGAGCCUCAGAGCUAGAGGAAGUUAUCCGUGUGCAUGGAUAUGGAGGAAACCCUGACCGCCUUGCAUCGCUAGCAGUGCUUGGGGAGAAGACAACAUUGAUGUCCCCAGAUGUUCUUGUAGCCCGUGGUGUGCCCUGCUGUAGAUUAGUACAAUAUCCUGGAGAGUUUGUGGUGACAUUCCCAAGGGCCUACCACAUUGGGUUUAGUCAUGGAUUUAAUUGUGGUGAAGCUGCCAACUUUGCAACUCCGCAAUGGUUAAAAUUUGCUAAAGAGGCUGCUGUACGAAGGGCUGUGAUGAAUUAUCUUCCGAUGCUCUCUCAUCAGCAGCUUCUGUACUUGCUAGCAGUUUCUUUUAUAACCAGAACCCCGAAUGUAUUGUCUGGAAUUCGAACUUCUCGCUUGAGAGAUCGAAGAAAAGAAGAAAGAGAACUGCUGGUGAAGCAGGAAUUCUUGCAGGACAUGAUUAGCGAAAACAAGCUUUUGUGUUCUUUCCUGGAAAAGAAAUCAAUUGGUCAUGUUGUGCUCUGGGAGCCUGACUUGUUACCAUCUUCGACUUCUUUACAUUCCUGUUCUUCUGGCUCAAAAGCUCCUGAGAAGAAGUCUGAGGAUGGUUUCAGAAUUGAAUCUAGUGAGCGUGGCCCCAAAGAUAACUCUGAUGGCAGUGCACAUAUGAUAGGCGCACAAACUAAAUUUACUUCUGGGAAUAGCAAAUCAUCUGACACAUAUGCUUCCGUGGACAAGGCCAAUGCUGAUACAGAUGAUGAGGAUGACCUACCUUUUGAUUUGAGCAUUGAUUCUGGUUCAUUGACCUGUGUUGCUUGUGGAAUUCUUGGCUAUCCAUUCAUGACAAUUCUGCAGCCUACCAGAGAAGCAUUGGAAGGGAUUUCCCUUGCUCAUAUGAGUAGAUACAAGAUGAGUUCUGAAAAAGAUAAUUGUUCAAAUACAAUUCCAUGCUGUCCUGCUGACAGUAAUUUUGGAUGUUCAUUUGUUCCCAAUAGACCAUCCUGGCCUGCGGAACAGCAAUGUCUGGCUACUCCUUUGGGGCAGGCUAACAUCAGUCAUCAGAAUGUAAAUUCACAUAAAGAUGUUCGUUUAAGGGAGAAUGAACCUAAUGGGCAUGUGCUACAACAUAGCGAUAUUUCACAUUCUUGCAGAAGUGAAAAUAUUCUCCAUUCAUGUAGUGACAGGGAAAAAUCUGAGAAUAAGAUUCCUGAGAACAGUCUUGGCCCAGAAGUAAGUGAACAAGCAGGCAAAUAUGACAGUGAUGCGCAAACUGCAGAAAGUUCUGAUGGCACUAUUAACUGGAAUACAAGUUGUACAUUUGCACGGCCCUGGAUCUUUUGCCUGCAGCAUGCCCUUGAGAUUGAAAAGUUACUUGAGGGCAAAGGGGGUGUCCAUGCUCUCAUUAUUUGCCACUCAGACUUUGUCAAACUAAAAGCGCUUGCAAUAUCAAUAGCCGAGGAAAUUGAGUUCCAAUUUGAUUGUACAGACAUUCCACUUGCAAAUGCAUCCAAGUCUGAUUUACAUCUAAUCAACAUUUCAAUUGAUGACGAGGGGCAUGAGGAAGAUGGAAGAGACUGGACGUCACAGAUGGGUCUAAACCUGAAAUAUUCUGCCAAACUCAGGAAAGAGAAAUCCAAAAAUCAAGAACAAUCUCCUUUGUCAUUUGGGGGACUGUUUUCCUGCCCUUCGCCUGUUUCGGUUGUUCCUAAUCUUAAGUGGCUUUGCAAAAGAGCACGAACUCCAUACACAGUUAUUGGUAUUACUAGGAGUUCUAGUGCAACAGCAACUCCUGAGGAACUUAAGCCUGGAGUGAAGACAGGGAUAGUCACUAAUGGAAAUGUCUGUGAGGAUGACAGUAGACAGCAUACUUAUCGACAAAGUGGCCUUGAGCAACCAGGUGGACUGCAAGAUUGUGAUAAGCCUUCAUGCUCCAAGGAGAAUGACCAUGGAAGACAUUGCCUUGUUAAUAUUCCUAUUGCUGUUGCUGAAUAUCCUAUGAUGCAUCAAGUCCGUGAGGGUCCAGUUAGUGUUAGCACGUGUAAUGACUCCAUUUGUUCAUCAGGUUCCCUGGAUUCGCCUCCACUUACCUCACCAGUUGAAGUAACUAGAUAUCAAGGAUGUAUACAGUCAACUGAGUUGAGCAGUUCGCCAGCCUUUUCUGUUCAACAUUUCCUUAAUGAUGAAAGUACCUCUGUGGAAGGAAGCAUAAACUGUGUAAGCAAUGACUGCUUAGAAUCUCAGGAUGUUACUUUACGGAGCAGAGAUGAAUGUUUGCAAGUUCAACAAGAUCAAGAGAAGAUGGGGCUUCGCAACAAUCCCAACAUGACGGCAGUUGAUUCACACCUGAUAGAAGGUUUGGCUGUAUCAGAAGGAAAGCGUGGGGACACUGUGUCAGCAUCCCUUGAAAAUGAGGAGUGCUGUGCUAAGACAUCCUACUGUUCUAAUACUGGAACAAAAACUAUUAAAUCUGCAAUAGAUAAUCAAUUGGAGACUCAUGAUCUGGGUACUGGUCCAGUGAAACUAAAUUCAAGCUUUAAUGAGAUACCCAGCGCUGAUAGACAAUGCAGUUUAAUCUUCGGCUGCCUUGGUUCAGCUGAUGUUCCUGCUUCAACUCAGCCUUUGUCAGUUCCACCUGAUUUGAUGAGUGAUGAGCCGCAGGUUGAUGGCAGCCAUUCUUCUGUCAAGGCCAUUGAGCAGCAGAGCAAUAAUCCUGCUAACUUAAAGCAUGAUGAAUCUCCGCAUAUAGAUUUCUACAUCUUAGAGGACGCCCAAGUUGCUUCCAUGGCUGCAGUCCGUGGACAUGAGGGAAAAUCUGUCGACACUGGAUCAGAUACUUUCGAUAUUUUACUUGGAGCUCUGGCUGAGGAGUCCAAGGCAACAGAUGCUCCUGGUAAAGAUGAGGUUGGCAAAGCUUCCUUGACACUAAUGACACUGGCUAGCAAUGAGCCCUCUGCAGAUGAUGUUACAGAUGUCAGAGCUGUAGAGGUGGUGGAAACAGACACAACUUUGGGAGCAGCAAAAGAUGAUAAACAAGUUGAUUUGUCAGAUGUUGUGUCUAGAUGCAUCGGGAGCUCAAAUAGAACAGAUAUCAUAUGCUAUGUUAGACGCAAACACAAAAGGAAGAGGGAUUCUCAGUCAAAUACUGAUAGUUCACAAAGUCAUUCGAGUUUCGUCCGCUCUCCCUGUGAGAGCUUGAGGCCAAGGACUAAACCUGCGGUAGUUGAAGAGUCGGAAUGGAGCAGGACAGCUGAAGCUUCUUCUGCUAAAAGGGGUAAGAGGACAAAAACAGUGGGAUCAUUUCAGUGUGAUAUUGAUCUGUGUGAUAUGACAUUUGAGACUAGGGCUGAACUUAAUGCCCACAAGCGCAAUAUUUGCACUGACGAGUCAUGUGGCAAGCGUUUCAGCUCACACAAAUACUUGAAGCGUCAUCAGUGUGUCCACAGCGAGAUGAGGCCAUUUAAAUGCCCCUGGGAAGGAUGUGAAAUGACUUUCAAGUGGCUAUGGGCUCAGACUGAACAUAUCAGGGUGCACACAGGAGAGCGGCCAUAUAAGUGCUCAGCUCCUGACUGUGGGCAGACAUUCAGAUACGUCUCGGAUUACAGCCGCCACAGAAAGAAAUUUAACCAUUAUUGA